Messenger RNA from Pocillopora verrucosa, 1511 nucleotides. Its product is annotated as galactosylceramide sulfotransferase. Gene Ontology annotation, molecular function: galactosylceramide sulfotransferase activity. NCBI's taxonomy places the organism in Eukaryota, Metazoa, Cnidaria, Anthozoa, Scleractinia, Pocilloporidae. Gene Ontology annotation, cellular component: membrane. The record is from RefSeq and is a predicted model, not a curated record. Gene Ontology annotation, biological process: glycolipid biosynthetic process.
CGAAAAACAAAUGCUGACGUUUGGAUUGAUCAAAGGAUUUCACGCAGCGAAUUAUAGCUUUGUGUUAACAAUCAGCUAUGAUUCCCUAGCAAUAGGAAUUGUGCAAUUUCCAGCUUGUAGCCUCGGGUGAUUUAAAGCUGCAGUUCUUGAUCAGCGUCUUCACGCUCGGAAAGCGAACAAGUCAGUGAGCCGGUCAAAAAGUUGACAGCAUUAGAUUCAGUUCGCCAGACAUGAUACGCAAGAGAUUGCCUAAAUCAGUGACCGUCUCACUUGUUACCAUUUGCAUCAUAAGCGCUAUUGUCGUUAAGUAUUACAGCUGGGAAACUGUGAAGGAGGAAGCAUUUGCAAUCGGUACUGAGCAAGGCAUUCUUCGCGGAAAAAACCUGAUUGAAAACAAACAAGGGGAGAGUCACAGGGAAGAGAAGCAUCAGGAAACUAAACGUUGCAAGCCAAAAAAAAAUGUGGUUUUCCUCAAAACUCAUAAAACAGGGAGUAGCACUAUCACGAACGUUUUCAAUCGUUUUGGCGAAAGAAACAAGCUUGUAUUUGUUGUUCCAAUAGAGAAACAAAAUCGUUUAGGUUGGCCAUGGUUCUUUCAAGAAGAUCACAUGAUUCACUACAGCAUCAAGCCCAACAUACUUUGCAGCCAUUCGCGUUAUAACCGAGCAGUCUUGGACCGAGUCAUGCCGAAAGACACUGUAUAUGUGACUAUUCUUCGGGAUCCAGUGGCUCAGUUUGAGUCAACUUUCUCUUACAUGACAUUUGGGGAAAUACUGGGCAUUUCGAACGAAACAGACCCUUUAGAAGCCUUUUUUGAAAACCCGAAGGAUGUUUUAGUUAAUUAUAUACUCACCCAAGACUUACGAAUCAACAGCGAUCGAUUGAAACUUAUUCGAAAUGGAAUGUUCUUCGAUUUGGGUCUGGAAUCAAAAGAUUUUGACAACAUGGAAGAGAUUCGGCAAAAUAUCCAGCGACUGGAUCGAGAAUUUCACCUGGUGAUGUUAAUGGAGUAUUUUGAUGAAUCACUGAUCAUGUUGAAAAAUCUUCUUUGCUGGGAUAUAGAGGACGUCGUUUAUUUCCAUCACAAUCAAAGAAAAAAGACUCAAAAAAGGAAUCUAACAAGUGAGCUGGUGACCCAGAUUGAACAAUGGAGCGGUGCGGAUAAAGCACUAUAUGAUUAUUUCAAAGUUUCGUUUUUACGAAAGCUCAGCAACCAAACUCCGGAUUUCUUUCGUGAUAUUUCUGUAUUAAGAAAAAAGAAUGCUGCUUUGCGAGACCAGUGUUUAGAUUCUACAACAGAAUAUGACGGAGAUUACCAAGACGUUGAGAUUCAAGAAUUUAAAAUCAAGAAAAAUCUGACGAAAGCAAUGAAGACUUCAUGUGAUAAGAUGACUUGGAAUGAAGUCAAAUAUCUUGGUUAUUUCAGGUAUAAACAGAAAAAGUUAUUAACGACUAAAAUUUCAUCGAGAACGCUAUGGGAUGAAAUUGCCACUUUUGUGCCAUUUAUAUAA